AUGUGUCCCCCAACACGGUAAUUAAAUACCCCUCCCUCCUUCUUCCACUCUAUCUGCAUCCAUUCUCUUCCAUUUUCUACUCCCCCCAUCUCCUCCGUCCUCUCCUUCCGCAUUCCACCUCCGCCCUCCCCCCAUUCUCCUUCCCGCUAAUCCUCCCACUCCCCAUCCCUCCUCCUCCGUCCUUUUCCCCCUGUCUCUUUCCACAAUCUCCCCCCUUCCCUACUCUCUGUUCUAAUCUCUUACCCCCCGGUCGAAGAUCCUACGGCGAGAGCGACAUGCAAUCACGUAGGCUGCCAGGCUAAAACGUAUCGCACUGCCUCGUAUCGUAACUGCCUCGAUCGGCGUGCCGAAGAAGGUAGCGAUAUCCGGGGCUGUGUAUCCCCAAAACAGACAAAACUCUUCAAUCCCCAACCCUUAUCACUUCCAAAUUCCUCUCUUCCACUUCAACCACGCAGCUGCCCCCAUUCCACCACCCACAAUACCUCGAGCAAUUACUUUUUCCCGCAUCAGGUACUCAAUCAGAGAGACCGAAAUGCAUUCACGUAGGCUGCCAGUUCGCCCUGCAUUAAGCAGGGAUGUGAUCCAUACUGGAGUUCGGCGGACGUUUGGGAUACCUAAACAGUUCUAUUUAGGGACAGAUCGAAAAGGUGCCCUAAACAAAGCUGGGUUCACGACAUAGGCAGGCAGACCGCGGCUGGCAGACUGCUACACAUGCGGUCAAAACCAUCAAAACAGAACCAGUACUCUCUCUCUCUCUCUCUCUCUCUCUCUCUCUCUCUCUCUCUCUCUCUAACUUUACCUCCUCCUCCCUUUUGCGCCAUCCCAUAGGCUGCUAGGGCGAGUCAUCUCAUUCGUCCCUUUUCAGAAAAUCCCUGGGGCAACCGACCGGAAAAAAGGACGGCGCUUGUGGCUCGGGAACUGGCGCGCUAAAAGGUGGACGUUGCUGCACUCAGCGAGACCCGCUUCUCCAAACGAGGACAAAAAGAGGAGGUGUGUGCCAGCUACAACUUCCUCUGGGGCAGCCGCCCCAGGGCAGAGCCACGAGACGCGGGCGUCGUUCUUGCCCUCUCGAACAACAUCGUGGGACGACUGCCCUGUCUUUCGCAGUGCAUCAACCACCGGCUAAUGAGUCUUCGUCCACUCCUUCAGGAUCCAACUUCGCCGACAUCAUCAUCAUCAGCGCCUACGCCCCACCAAUGACUGGCCCAGACGAAGAGGAGGCAAAAUUCUACGAAGAUUUGCACGGCCUACUGGCGUCUGUGCCGAAGACGGAUAAGUUGAUUGUCCUUGGUGACGUCAAUGCCCGCGUCGGGACAGAUAGCAUUGACUGGGGGCAGUGCUGGGCAUUUACGGAAUCGUCGGCUGCAACGACAAUGCCCUGCGUUUUCUGCAGACCUGUGUUGAACACCGCCUUCUACUAG
Messenger RNA from Spirometra erinaceieuropaei, 1421 nucleotides. The record is from the annotation of a GenBank genome assembly. NCBI's taxonomy places the organism in Eukaryota, Metazoa, Platyhelminthes, Cestoda, Diphyllobothriidea, Diphyllobothriidae.